AGGCUGGCCUGCUGGAAAGUCGUGGAGCUCACCUUACACCAGCUUGCAGUGCACAUCCAGGAAGUGGAUGCCAGCUGCCAACUAGGCCUCCAGACCCCUUCUCUGACCUAGCAGAUUCUGGUCACCAAACAGGCUGGGGCAGUCAUGGGUGCCAGGAAUGGAGAGGCAGGAGAAGGGCAGGGUAUUAGGGAGUCUCACCGUCCAGUUGGGACAGAAAGAUGCUGGCUGGGGUGUACGUUGCACACCUCCAUGCCACCAGGACAGUGGAUGCCUCAGUGCCUGGCUGGCACCACCAAGCCUUGCUGCAAAGAAAGAGGGCCCAUGAGUGGCAGGAAUCCUGCAUGGCCCCAGGCAUCCCCACCAUGCCCUGCACCCCACAGGCGUUCCUGCCAAUACCUCAUGCUGUUGUACUGGUUAUAUUGUACUGUUGCUCUCCCGCUCAAGCAGUUCCCUGUGCUCCUUGCCCAGCCCAGGCUGUGCCAUCCUGCUGCCCUCAAACUCUGGCAUAUUCCAUCCUCCCCCUCCUGCAUCCACUUGAGUUUGCCUGUAGCAGUGGGAUGCAGCCUGCCAGAAGAGAUGAGUAGCCGUGGGUGCUGGCAGCAUGCUGGCAGGUGAAGCAAGAUGCUGGCCAUUAAUCCAGGAUGGUCACAAUGUGCAUCCUGCCUCACACAUGGCACGUGUGCCGGGCGUUCAUCCUCAGCCCUUGGCCAAGGAGAGCGCUUGCUGCACCAGAAAACUGCCUGGUUGAUCCUAAAAGCAGCUAUUCAGACCUCUGCACUUCCCUUCCCUGGAAUGAGGACAAACGGGAUCAGGGUGCCCUGGGGCCUCUUGACGCUGCCUGUGGAAGCGGCUGUGCAGGGUGCCCAGGGGCCCACUCCAGAACCAUGCACCAGGUUGACUCCCAUGGGACCUGCUCCCUCCCCUGCGAGUGAUGACUGCCAUUGUUCCUGUCAGACGGACAACAUCCAGGCAGGGAUCUGAAGUGGGGUGGGAAGUGGGUAGGAGGGGUGACCCCUGCCCGGCGGUGACUCUCGCUGCUCGGGGGGGGCAUGGCACCAGCGCACACCGAGCCUGUGGCUGUAGGGGAAGAGCCGCUGCGCAGGUCACAGACCUCCCUUCCAGCAAAGAAGGGGAGCACAGAGACCCUCCGGGAACGCAUUCUGCCGUGGGCUCCGCCACGGCAAGGACACCAGGAGGAGGGACACCAACAGCCGUCUUUCCUUGCGUCUUUUUCCACAAGGCACUCCGGAGGAGCCGCCUGCUCGGGGGGCAGAGAGCCCCUGCAUCCUCCCCAGGCAGCCACCCGCAGACCCUAGCUCGCCCCACUCGCGUUUGACUCGUGCCCGCCCGCGCCCCGCGGCGCCCGGCCCGGCUCUCCCGGGGCGGAGGAGUGGUGCCGUUCCCUCGGCAUGGCGGCAGCAGGCGGCGGCGGUGGGUCAUGCUUCGUGCUGGGCGCCUCGGGGCAGACGGGUCGGGCGCUGCUGCGGGAGCUGCUGGCGCGACGGCUCUUCGCCAGGGUGACGCUGGUCGGGCGGCGCCGGCUGAGCCUGGGCGAGAAGGAGGAAGCGGCCGUGGAGCAGGCGGUGGUGGACUUCGAAGCUGCUGAGGCGAGCACGGCCGCCGCCUUCCAGGGACACGAUGUCGGCUUCUGCUGCAGGGCAACCACCAGGGCCGAGGCUGGCGCGGCCGGCUUUGUCCGCGUGGACCAGGACUACGUCGUGCAGGCAGCGGAGCUUGCGCGGGCGGGGGGCUGCAGGCACUUUGUCCUGCAGUCCUCGUGGGGGGUGAACCAGCACAGUCGCUUCUUCUACCGUCGCGUGAAGGGAGAAGUGGAGAACCUGGUUCAGGCUGUUGGUUUUUAUCGUUGUACCAUUUUCUGUCCAGCGGUGCUGCUGUGCAAACGCCAGGAGUCCCAGCCUGUGGAGUGGGUGGCCCAGCAGUUUCUGAGUGUUGUGGAACGGGUCUUCCCCACUGCUUACUCGGUGCCUGUUGAAAUGGUAGCCACUAUGGUGGCCAGCGUGCUGCCAGGUGAAGGAAGGUGGAAAGUGCUGGAGAACGGGACGAUCCAUGAGCUGGGAAAGGCAGUGCCACAGCAGGGCACGUAGAGCAAAAGGAAAGGCAGGAAAAGAGCUUGAUUUGCCCUUCAGAUGCUCUUCUGGGUCAAGCAUCGAUGCACGUGUGGGAGAGGAACGGGAUACUUGCAUGGCUGAUGUGGAGAUAGAGGUGCAGUUCUUUGCAUUCUGUCAAGUGAUCAAAAAAUGCAGGUACUGGCUGGUGGGUAUGGAGAAACAGUCCUGCUCUGCUGCCUUGAUCCAGCAUGCUAUCUGGGUAAAAAUGGUGUAAUCAGACAAUUUCUUGAAUUCAGCCUUAAAUAAA
This is a messenger RNA of Cuculus canorus (common cuckoo), 2376 nucleotides long. RefSeq names its product HIV-1 Tat interactive protein 2 (gene HTATIP2). NCBI's taxonomy places the organism in Eukaryota, Metazoa, Chordata, Aves, Cuculiformes, Cuculidae. The record is from RefSeq and is a predicted model, not a curated record. Gene Ontology annotation, biological process: import into nucleus. Gene Ontology annotation, cellular component: cytoplasm.